AUGCUCGAAUUCCCAAAGUCCGACCGUACCGUUCGGGUGCGAAUGGUCGAUACCACCACUUUAAUGACUGUCAACACUGGAUUCCUCAUACAACCAGUGCAGCCGGGCCAUGAGAUUCUGAAUCUCACUGAUGUUGCCUUUCUUAUAGAACAUGAGGCAUCAAAUCAGAAGGUCAUGUUCGACCUCGGCACGCGAAAGGACUACUGGAACCUCCCUCCGGUCGUUCGCCAGCCUUUUGAUCAAGCCAUGAAGGCGGCGAGAGUAGACAAAGAUGUCACUGAAAUCCUUUCUGAGAAGGGAAUCGAGCUGCACGACAUUGGGUCUGUCAUAUGGUCUCACUACCACUGGGAUCAUAUAGGAAACGUCGCUCUGUUUCCCUCAACCACCUCCUUGGUUGUAGGCCCUGGUUUCAAAUCCCACCCUCAUUUACUUCCUGGCUUCCCGGACGAUGCUGAGUCUCCCGUGUCAGCGGAUGCGUUCGUUGGGAGAGACGUGGUUGAGCCUGACUUUGCAGACGGAUUAACGAUCGGAGGGUUUCGUGCACAAGAUUUCUUUGGAGAUGGUUCAUUCUAUUUGCUGGACACACCUGGGCACUGCGUCGGUCACUUAUGCGGUCUUGCCCGAACAACGGCCGACACCUUCGUCUUCCUUGGUGGUGACAUCUGCCACUUUCCGGGCGUCAUAAGACCGAACGCCAGGCUUCCAUUCCCAGACAACAUCCCGUCAGAGGCCUUGGACAAAGAUUCGUUCUUUCCAAGUCCAUGCCCAUGCAGCAUUUUCACAAAUAGUCACCCGAUAGCCAAGGUUGACCCGAGACAAGAACCCUUCUAUGAGGUUUCCGGUUACGAAGGAAGUGCUUUUUUCGACGCGGAGGUUGCACAGAAGUCUGUCACUAAACUCUUGGACUUUGAGGCAUCCGAGAAUGUUUUGAUAUGUAUAGCACAUGAUUCUGGUCUGCUACUGCAUCUUCCCACGUUCAAUGACUCGCCGUCCUCCGACCUCAACUUGUGGAAAGAGAAGGGCUGGAAGGAGAAGCUGCGCUGGGGAUGGGUCAAUGAGCUGCCACGUGCUGGUCGUCCUGGCAGGAAGCCACAUGUUGAAGGGUACUGGCGCGAUGGUAAAUUAUGGGAAGAGGCGGUGCAGACGCUUCGUCGCAAGGCAGAAACGUAG
Messenger RNA from Aspergillus luchuensis, 1170 nucleotides. RefSeq names its product MBL fold metallo-hydrolase. Lineage: Eukaryota; Fungi; Ascomycota; Eurotiomycetes; Eurotiales; Aspergillaceae. The transcript has 3 exons. The record is from RefSeq and is a predicted model, not a curated record. The coding region runs from base 1 to 1170 and encodes 389 amino acids.